AUGUCUGUAUACGUAAUCACCGGAGUUUCCAGGGGAAUAGGAUUCGAAUUCCUCCGGCAGAUCUCGGAAGACCCGAGUAGCCUGGUCAUCGGUCUGGUGCGCGACAAGCCUGCGACUGAGAAGAAGAUAGUAGCUGAACUGGGCGGCCGCCCCAACAUCCAUAUUCUCUAUGGAGACCUCAGCAAUUACGCCAGCCUGAAGCAAGCCGCAGCCGACACGGCCGAGAUUGUGGGCGAGCGUGGCGUUGACUACUUGGUCGCCAACGGAGCUCUGUUGCCCAGCCUAGACGCCUAUAAACCCAUUGGCGCACUGAGCAACAAACCCGAAGAGAUUGACUCGGUCUCAGCACAGCUCUCGCAGACCAACAUUGCCGGGAACAUCCACCUCUUCCACCUCUUCCUCCCUCUAGUCCUGAAAGGCACGGUCAAAAAAGUCAUCACCAUUUCGACUGGGCUAGCCGACCUUGACUUGACCAACGAAUAUGAGAUGGACGUGGGUGCUCUGUAUGCGGCCUUCAAAGCAGCCCUGAACAUCAUCGUGGCCAAGUUCAACGCGCAGUACAAGAAAGACGGGGUGCUCUUCUUGAGUAUCAGCCCCGGGGUGGUGGAUGUGGGCCACAGCGCAAACGCUACUCCCGAAGAGAUGAAGAGCAUGAUGGGACUCAUGGGCAAGAUUGUCGCCUACGCGCCUCACUUCAAAGGCCCAAUCACGCCCGAAGAAUCUGUCCGACAUGUCCGCUCGACGUGGGAAAAGGCUAGCAUCGAGGGUGGGUACGGCGGGGCGUUUGUCUCGCAUUUUGGAGAUAAGCAAUGGGUAUAA
This is a messenger RNA of Aspergillus candidus, 819 nucleotides long. Its product is annotated as putative short chain dehydrogenase. The transcript is spliced from 4 exons. The coding region runs from base 1 to 819 and encodes 272 amino acids. Gene Ontology annotation, molecular function: oxidoreductase activity, acting on the CH-OH group of donors, NAD or NADP as acceptor. Lineage: Eukaryota; Fungi; Ascomycota; Eurotiomycetes; Eurotiales; Aspergillaceae. The record is from RefSeq and is a predicted model, not a curated record.